AUGAGCAGCCACAGUGAGCAUCCCCACGCAAAGAUUCAUGGUUUUGAGGGGAGUAUCAUUCCUCGACGUGUGACUACUACCCACAGGGAAGAAAGUCUUCGAUGGCGUCCUUCUGUGGAACAAAAACUACUCGCCCGUCAUGUGAUGGCACAUAUUCGGCAAUACUUGAAGGGACGUUGUAAGCAUGUCACAAUCUUCGCGGAUCGCUCACUCAUACGCUCAGCGCCCAUGGAACACCGUCCUGAGCCCAGUGACAGCAGCAGCCCGGACGAGGAGCUCUUGUCGGCACCUCCUUUCACGGCGAUAGGGCUGUCCAUGCCAUCAAUAUCAUGGCUGAACCAGCAGCUGGAGUCAGAUGGCGAUGAUAGACCUGACAUGGGAGGCGAAAAAGAUUCCCAGCGCGAACAACCCCAGGAUACCGGAGAUGCCCUCUGCCAGACUAAGUUUCGUGGCAGCACCCUAGCUCCCAGAGCGCGCCCAAGGAGAAUGGCUGCACGCUCACGUGGCAUCCCGUAUAUUGAUUUUACCGCGGAGGCGCCAAAGCUGAAGCGCCAGCUGGAGCAUGCCAGAAGUCGACGACAAGCGUUGGGUCGAGCGGGUCAACGAAGCAGUGGGGAGUACAUGGCACUGUCUCGCGAGAUAGAAGGGCUUUUGGCUCUGGUCACACCCAGCCGAUCCCUGCGGCAGCCAAUGAAAAGAAGACGCCUGAAGCGACAGUUCCCCGUUGGUGUUCACUCCAAGGCACCAGCGGACUAA
Aspergillus calidoustus is the source of this 756-nucleotide messenger RNA. The record is from the annotation of a GenBank genome assembly. Lineage: Eukaryota; Fungi; Ascomycota; Eurotiomycetes; Eurotiales; Aspergillaceae.